UCUAUCACAGUAACAGUUGAGUUUGAUGAGAGUAAUAGUUCGCGAAAAUCUUGUGAUGACUGCUGUUUCAGGCUGCUGCUUUUUUUAUGUUUUAAUUUUUAAUGGGUUAUGUUCAUAACAACUAAAUACCUGAGUUGUUAGUGCUUGUUUUUGGCCUGACAGGUAAAAUCGCGACGUGUAUCUUCGCAAAAGAAACGGCUUAGUGUGUGACGUGCUGUCAGGAGAAGUUUGACUACGAGGUAAUCUCCUCAUAUACUUCGUGGCUAACGAGAAAAGGCGGACAGUGAAAUUCAAAGUGUGUGGGUUUUUAUGGAGUUCUGUAUAAGAGUACUGUAACAUCAUUUAUGAACUGGCGAAAUACAAGGUACAGAUUAUCUAUAAUCUGCCUAACAUAAAACAUUACAUGUCAUCAGAACUCAAUAGAUCAUUCAUCAUAUUUACAUGUGCAGUCUACAGUGCAGGUAUUGGUUUCCUUUAAUCGCAGGUAAAGAUCCUAAAAUGAUGACGCUUCCUGUAAAUUGAGCAUACAUCCGUGAAUGAACACAGAUGAAGUAAGUUUAAAGACUGUAGAACUGAAGCGAUGGACCAGGAGCCAACUAAGUGGAUAAAAAAAGAGGAAACUGAUGAAGUACAAACUGAGUUACACUUCAUAGCCCAAGAUUAUCCAUGCAGCAUGAAUGUAAAAGAAGAGUUGGAGGAGUGUGUGAAUAAAGAGUCUGUUGAAGAUCCAUUGGGAAUAUCUUUGUCCACUGAUUUUAUCAAGGAGGAUCCUGAAUUAAAUAUAACUGAGAAUACUGUGGAAGCCUCAACAAGAUAUGCAUCUGAUAGUGCAAGAUUUACUCAGACUACUGGUGGGAGUUGCAGCAUAUCAUGUGAAGAAACUUGUCACCAUAGACUGGUCCAGGAUGAGUUUGUGAUAGACAUGAAGUCAACACAUGGGUUCAGUACCAAUACAGAAGAUAUGACUAUUGAUAAGGAAUGCUCAGUUGCCACCCAGUAUGAAUGUAGUACGAGGGAAAAGGAAUUAGAUGUAUAUAGCUGUAAUUUCUGCCAACAGAACUUUUCUUCAAAAUACACACUCAUAAUGCAUGUGUUCAUGCACAUUGAUGGAAUGCAACCACCUUCCUAUGUUUGUAAGUGGUGUGGUGAGGUAUUUCACAGUAAUGUUGGCUUGAAAAAGCAUAUGAGAAUGAGUGAGAAUUGUCAAGUUUUAACUGCUGACACUCAUGAAAAAUAUGAACAUAGUGAUGAGCAUCAAACCACUACCUCGUUGGAUAGCGAGGCAGAAGUUUCUGUCACAGAACACAAUGAGCAGUCUUCAUGUAAGGGAACUUGGAAAGAUUCAAAAAUGCCCUCUAAUGACAUAUGUAACACACAUAUGACAAAUGAUAGAGAGAAAGCAAGUAAUUAUGGAACUUUGUCUAUAGCUGUUAAUGUCAGUGCCCAGGCUGAUCUACUUACUGCAAACAGAACCGACAGAUGUGGUAUUUGUGGCAAAUUGUUUGCUAGGUCAGGUGAUCUCGAGAGACAUGUUUCUAUCCAUACUGGGAAAAGACUUCACAAAUGUGAUAUUUGUGAGAAGUGGUUUGCCCAGUCACGUUAUCUAAAGGCUCACACAUUAAUUCACACUGGAAAGAAACCUCACAAAUGUGAGAUUUGUGGGAAAUCUUUUACUAUAUUAGGCAAUCUUAACAAACAUUUAUUAAUUCACACUGGAAAGAAACCUCACAAAUGUGAGAUUUGUGGGAAAUCUUUUACUAUGUUAGGUGAUCUCAAGAAACACGUAUUAAUUCACAUUGGAAAUAAACCUCACGAAUGUGAGAUGUGUGGGAAAUCUUUUGCUAGGGAAGACCAGCUGAGAAGACAUAUUUUAAUUCACACUGGAAAGAAACCACACAAAUGUGAGAUUUGUGGGAAAUCUUUUACUAUAUUAGGCAAUCUUAACAAACAUUUAUUAGUUCACACUGGAAAGAAACCGCACAAAUGUGAGAUUUGUGGGAAAUCUUUUACUAUAAUAGGCAAUCUUAACAAACACGUAUUAAUUCACGCUGCAAUGAAACCUCACAAAUGUGAGAUGUGUGGGAAAGCUUUUGCGUUUUCAAGCUAUCUGAAGGCACAUACACUAAUUCACACUGGAAAGAAACCUAACAAAUGUGAGAUAUGUGGUAAAUCUUUUACUAUGUUGGGUAAUCUCAAGAAACAUGCGUUAAUUCACACUGGAAAUAAACCUCACAAAUGUGAGAUUUGUGGGAAAUCUUUUGCUAGGGCAGACCAUCGCAAGACACACAUAUUAUUUCACACUGGAAAUAAACCUCACAAAUGUGAGAUUUGUGGUAACUCUUUUAGUGUAUUAGGCAAUCUUAACAAACAUUUAUUAACUCACACUGGAAAGAAACCUCACAAUUGUGAGAUUUGUGGGAAAUCUUUUGCUGCAUCAGGCUAUCUCAAGAAUCAUGUUGUAAUUCACACUGGAAACAAACCGCACAAAUGUGAGAUUUGUGGGAAAUCUUUCCCUAUGUCAAGCCAUCUCAAGAAACACGUAUUAAUUCACACUGGAAAGAAACCUUACAUGUGCGAUAUUUGUGGGAAAUCUUUUACUAUGUUAGGUGAUCUCAAGAAACAUGUAUUGAUUCAUACUGGAAAUAAACCUCACAAAUGUGACAUUUGUGGGAAAUCUUUUACUGUAUUAGGCAAUCUUAAUAAACAUGUAUUCAUUCACACUGGAGAGAAACCUCACAAAUGUGAGAUUUGUGGGAAAUCUUUUACUAUGUUAAGUGAUCUCAAGAAACAUUUAUUAAUUCACACUGGAAAUAAACCUCACAUAUGUGAGAUUUGUGGGAAAUCUUUUGCUAGGGCAGAUCAUCGCAAGACACACAUAUUAUUUCAUACUGGAAAUAAACCUCACAAAUGUGAGAUUUGUGGGAAAUCUUUUACUAUAUUAGGCAAUCUUAACAAACAUUUAUUGUAUCACACUGGAAAGAAACCUCACAAAUGUGAGAUUUGUGGGAAAUCCUUUACUAUGUUAGGUGAUCUCAAGAAACACGUAUUAAUUCACACUGGAAAGAAACCUCACAAAUGUGAGAUCUGUGGGGAGUCUUUUGCUACAUCAGGUUAUCUCAAGACACAUGCAUUUGUACACACUGGAAGUGGACCUCACAAGUGUGGUAUCUGUGACAAAAGUUUUACUUACUUGGAUACUCUCAAGACACAUGCAUUACUUCACAUCAGAAAGAAAAUGUAAGUAUGUGUUAGAUUACGCAAAUAGGUUUUCGUGGUUGGUGCCCCCAAGGCCUAUUAAAUAAUGUAUGUACCAGGGGACAAUAAAUUGUACUUUCUGUGAAAUAACUUUAAAAUCUGGUAGAAUUGUGGAAAAAUUUGUAAUGAUGUGUAGUAUAGAUUGCUAACAGAUAAUGUGACAAAAAUUCAUACCUGUAGCUUUAGAUGUCAAGAAAUGGUAUUACCAAAUAAGAAACAUGAAUCAAAUGUGUUUUUGUCAUUAGCACUGCUGCUUUUUCCUAUUGAUCUUGCGACAAGAAGAUUGUGACUUGUGAUAAAUCCUUACAUUUGUCAGUAAUCAUGAGUAUCUUGCAAUAUUCAGUAUAAGGCCAAGGAAAUGUGAUGACUUGCUGCUUAAUAUUCCAAACAAAGUCAUCAUGUAGUACUUGUAGCUCUGUAUUUUAGAAACAGUGACAGUAAAAAUAUAUUCAUGGCACUUGCUUCAUUGAGGCUAGUAAACACAAUACUGGAGAAACAUGAUUAUAACAAUUAUUUUACUCGGAUAUGUUUUCUCAAGAGACUUAGUGUGUCACUAAUAGUGUGUACAUUUAUGUUCUGCUGGUACUAAUCGUGCAUUAGUAAACAUAACAACAAAUUUAAGAACCUGCUUAAUAGCAUGUUUGGCCACCUUUGGAAUACAGUACUUUGACAAUUCUACAUGAUAUGGGCUUGACACAUCAUUUACAUGUUUCUGGGUGUAUGUUGUACCAGUGCUAUUCCACACGUU
This is a messenger RNA of Schistocerca gregaria, 4003 nucleotides long. RefSeq names its product zinc finger protein 493-like. Lineage: Eukaryota; Metazoa; Arthropoda; Insecta; Orthoptera; Acrididae. Gene Ontology annotation, biological process: regulation of transcription by RNA polymerase II. The transcript is spliced from 9 exons. The record is from RefSeq and is a predicted model, not a curated record. Gene Ontology annotation, molecular function: RNA polymerase II cis-regulatory region sequence-specific DNA binding; DNA-binding transcription factor activity, RNA polymerase II-specific. Bases 581 to 3241 code for a protein of 886 amino acids.